GUGUAUCUUUGUGUCCGUGAGUGUAACGUGAGCAAAAGCGAAGACUGAUAGGAGGAGCGAAUGGGGCGCUGCGGUACUAGCUCGGAAUGUUUCUCUAGGUCCGGCAGUGUGGUAGUAGCAGGCGCUGGCGAAGGAGUGUAGUGGUGGUGUCGGCUUGUUUCUCGCUCCUCCAGCCGGGACUCGAGCUCAGUGGUGAUUGGUAGGGCUAAGAGGAACAACCGGGGAGCAAGUAAGGGAUAUUAGGAACGCCACCGCCGGAACAACCUACCCGUCUUUCAGUAUUGUUUCUUCCUUCACCCACAAGCAUCACAAAGAUGGCUGUGUCGCAGGAGAACCGCUGGCCUAAGGAUGCCGCCGACCAAAAUUUUGACUACAUGUUCAAGUUGCUUAUCAUCGGCAACUCGUCGGUGGGCAAGACUUCGUUCCUCUUCCGCUACGCCGACGACUCCUUCACCUCCGCCUUCGUCAGUACCGUCGGGAUAGACUUCAAGGUCAAGACGGUGUUCAGAAAUGAUAAGAGAGUCAAACUUCAGAUCUGGGACACGGCCGGCCAGGAGAGGUACCGCACCAUCACGACGGCCUACUACCGGGGCGCCAUGGGAUUCAUCCUCAUGUACGACAUCACCAAUGAGGAGUCCUUCAACAGCGUGCAGGAUUGGUGCACUCAGAUCAAGACGUACUCGUGGGACAACGCUCAGGUGAUCCUCGUGGGCAACAAGUGCGAUAUGGAGGACGAACGCGUCAUCUCAUACGAGCGGGGUAAGCAGCUCGCCGACCAGCUGGGCCUCGAAUUCUACGAGACGUCAGCCAAGGAAAAUAUCAACGUGAAGGCUGUGUUCGAGCGUCUGGUGGACAUCAUCUGCGACAAGAUGUCCGAAAGCCUGGACACGGACCCCAAUUUAGUGAACGCCAGCAAGGGCACGAGGCUCACGGAGAAUCCCCAGCAACAGAACGGCUCGUGUCAGUGCUAACACCCAGGGGGCCGCCUGAGUACCCCCUCUCCCCACACUCCCCUGCCCUCAUCACGCCCCUUCCCUUCCUCAAGUUCGCGCCUGACAACACUUGCCACGCCCUCAGAAGACACGCCCAGACCACGCCGACACCCACAACCCGGGAUAUUUAACUCAUCAUCGCGAAGACCUUUGAGAGGAGGAGGAGGAUGACGAGGUACCUGAGGGCUUGUAGGGGCCUGUCUGUCUCUCUCUUGGCUCUGACGGUUAGGUCUUCGGCUGCCCAAGACCUCGAAGUGGGUGGAGAGAAAUAUCCCAAGACCUUGUACGUGAUUUAUGUUGUACUACCGAGUAACCAAAUAUUAAGCAUUAGGAGAGGAACGUACGUACCAGGAAUUGCACAAUUAAUAGUUAACACAGCGUAGAUCAUUGCUGCCUGUCCCGGUCGUGUGUGGGUAACUGAUAUGAAUGUCUUUGUAUAGUUAUUUUUUUCCUUUUCUUCCUUUUUUUAAACGUCUAUCUAAGUAUAUUUUUCUUCUUAGCAAUCCAUUAUAAUGAUGAUAAUGGAAAUGUAAAAAAAAUAUCUAUCUAAUCAUAUGUACUUUAGUUUUACUCUCUCUCUCUCUCUCUCUCUCUCUCUCUCUCUCUCUCUCUCUCUCUCUCUCUCUCUCUCUCUCUCUCUCUCUCUCUCUCUCUCUCUCUCUCUCUCUCUCUCUGAUACACAACUUCGUAUAACACGUAAAAUUACUAUUAAUGAUUACCUUAUCUGACUUGAAUUGAUGUGUAAGAGCCUGAGAACUUGUCCCGGGCCAUUGUGAACGUGGCAGAGUGUAGUUGUACAACUAUUACCGAUAGUGUGUCCGUUUGCAUAGUUUAUCAACCAUUUAGAGUACCUAGUUGGUCUGCCAGGUGGACUUUCGACCAGUUAGAAUAUCAACCAAGUUAGUUCUAUCGACCUGUCGUGAAAAUAGGAUUCCUUGGUUCAUUUGUAAGGCUUAGAAAACACCUUGGUUCCUUCUCCCCCUUUUCCUCUUGUCAUUACAGCCACCAUUUGAAACCGGGAGACCUAACAUGUUCCAAAGAGAAAUUACAAGUUACUACCUAUCCAAACACCUUCAGCUUCCUUCAGGUACCUCCAACUGCUAUGAAUCUGCGCCUGUGGACGAAUGUGUCUUGGCCAACUGUUUCAAUCUCCUCACUCCUUGGCUUUAGGCAAGUCAUUUUAGUGGAAUGUUUGGGCUCAUUCUCCAUUUUCAUUCAGAUAUCGUCAACAGCCAUGUUCUGGACAUCUACUGUUAGCUAGGACCGUAAGUUAACCAUCACAACUAUAAACACAACAUACACAAUCUAACUUAUUAUUAGAAACGACCAAUGCUUAGGGCCUUUGAAAUAGUGGAUCUAAGGGACGUGUCGAAUGGUAUAAACGAUUAUAUCGUGUAAGAAAUUGUGAACAAAAUAAUGAUCCUUGGCAAAAGAAAAAACUAUUAUGUAAAUAGCAAAAUUAAUUUUCGUCUAUAUAUGGCAUAAUAAGAAUUCCACUCUGCCCUUUCUAGACAAUAGGGCUUCCAAUUGAGUGUUUGUAUCAGCUAUAAACCUUGUAAACAAACCUUAGCCGUAGCUUACCGAAACCCCACCAUGAGCAAGUCCCAAGGAGCAAGACUGACUUGUAUACAAAAGUUUCCUCCCUGCUUGUUUGGCUCCCUCAUGAGGAACGUGGCGCAGAGUUCCAGACAGUUUUAUCGUUGUCACUUCCUGUGCGGGAAUAAGACAAGGGUGAGCUGGGCAUCGAGAAGUGGGGAAGCCUCUCCAUAUUGAUGUAUUUUGUAGGCCAGGGACUUUAGUCUAAUGGAGAGCUCUUUACAUGGAUGCUUAACCCUCUCCAUUCGCUUACAAACUAACUGUGAAACUCAUUAUGUUAUAAAGAUAUAUAUUGUAUGUGCGGUAACACUACAGAUGAAAUUUGCCUUAGAUAAUCGUUGAUGAUGGUCAGGUCAAAACUAAGUGUCAGAACUACAGGUCUAGACUUGUAAUGUUUGGAAUUAGUCGUAAGAAGUGGCUUGUGUACGAAGAACUCAUCUGUCCAUAUUAUUGGAACCAUCUCAGACUGGUACCUCACACCGCUCUGUGCUUUCUGGAGUCUGGUAAGUUUUCAUUAUGAGUUCCUUGAAAAUAUGUAGUAUUUAAUGUUUACAUAGUUCGAAUAGUCUUUUCAAAAUUCAGAACUAGCUUUAUCAACUAUAUUUUCCUUUUCUUUUAUUAUCAAUGCUUAUAUAUAUAUAUAUAUAUAUAUAUAUAUAUAUAUAUAUAUAUAUAUAUAUAUAUAUAUAUAUAUAUAUAUAUAUAUAUAUAUAUAUAUAUAUAUAUACUUUAUUGUACCUUUGUUAAGUCGGUUGAGUCAGUUGUAGGUCCAUGCCGCAGCCCGGGCGGCUGUGGCGGAAACAACGUUCUUCAGUGAUUUCCUCCGGAGCACCGAGGGGAUGAGGCCGCUCACUCCCUGGUUCCCUCAACAUGGCCUCACUCUCCCGCCGCGGCAGGAGAACACUCGCACUUCCACUUUUCCAUGUGUCGCCUCAGUUUAGUACACGUCACCGUAAAUUUGUCAUAAUGGAUACCCUGACUUUCGCCCAUGAGAAUAUUCCUAUCUGUAUUAGCGUCAUUGUGAGUGAUCGUAGGCUCGUGUUCUGUUCACUUCCUUCUUUUACACCUGAUUUGUCAAAAGGAAUCGGCCUUAUUGACUGGAUGACGUAGGCUCAAACUCUCUAGGUAGGACUUUGCUGUGAGCCUCAGGUGUGGUGUGUCGCCGCUGCUUGUGACUCGCCGCCUCUUCAGACCUCAAACAUCUUUACAUUAACUUUUUGAUUGCAAAGUUUCAGCAGUUAUCAUUUCAUCCAGGCAUUGAAGUAUGCCCGACUUGUCAAUUCCACGUAUUCAUACGGACUUUGUAACUAUUCCUGGGCAUGAAUCUUUUGUAAUAAUGAUUUAGCCAAACAUCGUUAGUAACUAAGGGAAAUGUAUAUGAUUGUCAAUGUUUAUUGCCACAAUUUUUAUUGGACUGGUAAGUUGAGUGUUGAGUUGCCUGCCGAGUGACAAGCAGUGUGCCCGAGACGUGUUGAUGUCCCAUGUGUACUCCUGUCCUCCCCGUGCUGGCCUCACUCCCGGAGCAAGUUGAGCAAGUAUAGUUUUUAGUCACAUUACGACGUACCGCCGUUUUCUAUGUAUAUAUGUAAACAAUCACAAGGACUGAGCGGUGGGCCUCGAAAAUUCUAUUUCACUUAGGUUCCUUUCGGAUUCAUUUCCCCUCUUGUUCUCCCGUUACUAGAAGCACAACUACAACUCCCCUUCCCAGCCCCGCUCGCCUGCCCGCCCGGGGUGAGGCCGCCAUGUCUGUACCUGUCGUGGAGGGGGUCGUGGGGCCCCCUGUAUCACGACACAAAAUGUAUAAACAGUUGUACUACGUUAGUUGAGUUGUGAGAGUGACCUUUUUUUCGGUGCGGCUGCAUUAAUAAACGAGUAAUAGUAAUAAUAUUAAUUUGGCCCAUUGCGCGACGUCCCAGCACAGGACACGUCACUGAGGCUCGGUCGUCUCGUAUAUCGGUCAAAUUUGAUGUGAAGACGAACGAAGACGGAUGGUGACAAGCGGUGACGUACAGGACAAGUCUUCCACUUGUCCUGCAUGCCACCCGCUGUCUGCCGCGCAAGAAGGAGCAAGCCCGCUACAGCCAGUGGUGAGCCCAACAGUCUUAUGGGAGUCCUUUAAAUGUUCAGCUCUCAAGACACUGAUUGUUGCACUCAGCCGCUGUACCCUCCGCCCGCCUCCACACCCCACCCACACCUCACACCUGCUCUUGUUGAUAUGCGUACAGGUUACUUGGCGUCAAUUUCGCUAUCAACCAAACGUGUACUCAACCUCCUAGGAUUAGCCAACCUCCCCACAUUGUUUUUUCUUCGUACUAGAUAUUUAAUGAUAAAAGUGGCUGUACUGUACUGGUGUUUCUCAAGCUGUAUUCGACCUGUUUGAGGCUGGUUGAUGUCUGAAUUGAAGGUGUCGGCGGGGCAGUGAGGCGGCGCAGGGCGGGGCGAGGCGAGGCUGGUGUGAGUGAUGCUGAGUUAUGUCACCAGACGGAGGCGAGGACCCAUUGUUGUUAGUUCUUGUGAAAAACACGAAAAAAAAUCAGCGCAGUUUUAAAAGGCAGGCUUCAUCAUCAAUAAAGAAUUAUGUUGCGA
This is a messenger RNA of Portunus trituberculatus (swimming crab), 5174 nucleotides long. It is a transcript of the gene Rab3, whose product is annotated as ras-related protein Rab-3-like. The record is from RefSeq and is a predicted model, not a curated record. Bases 315 to 971 code for a protein of 218 amino acids. NCBI's taxonomy places the organism in Eukaryota, Metazoa, Arthropoda, Malacostraca, Decapoda, Portunidae. Gene Ontology annotation, biological process: protein localization to plasma membrane; protein secretion; regulation of exocytosis. Gene Ontology annotation, molecular function: GTP binding; GTPase activity. The transcript has 5 exons. Gene Ontology annotation, cellular component: plasma membrane; synaptic vesicle; endosome.